This is a messenger RNA of Micromonas commoda, 2025 nucleotides long. RefSeq lists its product with no specific name. The transcript has 2 exons. Bases 1 to 2025 code for a protein of 674 amino acids. NCBI's taxonomy places the organism in Eukaryota, Viridiplantae, Chlorophyta, Mamiellophyceae, Mamiellales, Mamiellaceae. The record is from RefSeq and is a predicted model, not a curated record.
AUGGUGUGGCGCGAAGGGCUCGACGAGUGGCGCGAGGCUCGCGUCUUUCCCGCGUUCGCGUCGUGCGUCGAAGACGACGCCGGGCCCGGUCGCCUCGACGCGACGUCUCGACCCGCCACCGCGGGGCCCGCGCCGAGGACGUCACCGCGGGCGACGAUGCCAAACGCCCCGGCCACCGCGACGCCCGCGCUCGGGGGUUCGCGCUUCCCCGGGCGAACCCUCGCGCCCGCCGCGCUCUUCGCCGACGCCCCGCCGCCGCCGCCGCCGCCGCCGACGACGACGACGACGACGACGAGCGACGACGCGUCCUCCGACGAUGCCCCCGCGUGGUUCGCGGUGGACGCGGCGGGGACCCAGGUCGGCCCGAUGGACACCGCGGCGAUGCUGAGGCUGGUGUGGCGCGACGGGUCCGGCGUGUUGACCAGGAGCGAGCCGGCGCAGCCCGGCUGGAUCCCCGCGAGGGACGCGCCCGCGCUCAGGGAGGCGAUACGGACGAUGGAGUCGGCGCGGGCGGGGGAGUCGGUCAAACCAACCGGCGGGGAUAGGGACGCAGGGGAUGAUGGGGCCACGAAGAUGAACCUGAAUCUCUCGCCCGAGUCGCUUCGCGCCGAAGCGGAGUCGCUUCGCGCGGCGCUCGAGACGACGCGCGCGAAGCUCCUGGCGAAGGAAGCCGAGGCGGCUGCGCUCAGGGAAACGGUGAGACACCUGCGGGUGCGCAUCGCGACGGGGGGAAGGUUAACCGUCGCCGGGGACGCGGGCGCCGUGAUGGAUGACGGAUCAACGAAAGAGUUGGAUCGCGCCGAGUUGGAGGCGGCGGAGCUGGCGAGGGCGAGGCGGGAGCUCGAGGACCGGACCGCGGAGCUGGUGCGGCUCAAAGGGGUUCUACGCGCACUGAGACGACAUCGAUCGCCGGCGGCGUCCACUUCUCCCGCGCACGAUGCGGACUCGGUGACGCGCGGCGGUCGUGGCGGUCGUGUACGCGGACCCUUGGCUCGGACCCUUGGCUCGCCGACGGGCGCGAUGGCGUCGAACGACCCGCGCGGGUCGUCCGAUCCUCGCGAGGCGGCGACGGACGUCUUCGCCGUGGUCUCCCGCGUCGUCCCGUCGGAUCCGUCGCUCCGACGCCGCGUACCCCCCGCGAAGGCCCGGCAUCUCGCCGCGGACAUCUGCGCGGUGGUGUGCGGCCUGAGGCCCGCGUGCAUGAUCGACUACGCGCCCAAGAUGGACGCCGGGGUGGCGCGCGCGGUGCUCGAGACGCUUCGCGCGGAUCCGCGCUCGGGGAGGCAUCGGGAGACGCGCGCGCUGGGCGUGCUGCUGGUGGAGGACGUGGUGCUCAUCGCGGACGUGGACCGCGUCAUGCGCAUCUUCGAUGACAUCGGCGCGACGGGGGGCGCCGAUCGGUUCGUCGCGUUCGAUCCAACCACGAAGCGAAGGAUGAGGGGACCCAAAGUCCGCGGGAGGUUCACGACGUGGACGGAUGCGAGGACGUCGUCGCACUGCGCCGCCCUCGCCCGCGUCGUGCCGUGGGGCGACCGACGGGACCCCGACGCGGGUAAGACCCGGUGUCACGACAUCGGCGACGCGACGUUGGGGGGAGUCAUCGACGCGGGCGAUCGCGCGGUCGGCGUGAAGUGCCCGGUGCCGCCCGUCGCGCUCACCGGCGUAACUUUGGGGUACCCUCGGGUGUACACGUGGACCGAGGACGACGCGGACGGCGCGGCGCUGAGAACGGUCCUGUCGGCGACGGACCUGACCCUGCGCAGGCUGCGCGCGAGGUUGAACGUGGAGGGCGCGGACGGCAUGGAGCAUUUAGUGUCGGCUUGGACCGUCCCUAAACGCGAGGACAGCGGCGAAGACGACUGGAGCUGGGAGGGCGACGCGGUGUCAGAGGAUGACGGACACACGUGGGGAUCCUUCGCGCUGGCGUGGAGGAAUGAGGUGGAGGCCGCGAUCGAUGCGAGCGGCGGGGCGUGGGAAGUGGUCGCGUGGGAUACCGAAACGUACCGAGGGCCCGUCGCGCUGUAG